ACCUCAUCUCACCCCCACCCACGAGCCAGAGAAGGAAGAGGCCAUUUCCACAGGCUCCAUUAGGCCAACUGCUUCCUCUUCUCUCCUCAGAGUUGUCCCUGAACUUGGGAUAUGAGAGGGCUCACCAUGGAUCUGCCUUAUUACCACGGCCCUCUGUCCAAGCGCGACUGUGAGACCUUGCUGCUCAAGGAAGGGGUGGACGGCAACUUUCUGUUAAGAGACAGUGAGUCUAUGCCCGGAGUCCUGUGCCUCUGUGUCUCGUUUAAAAAUGUGGUCUACACAUACCGAAUCUUCAAAGAGAAACAUGGGUAUUACAAUAUACAGACCGUGGAAGGCACUCAAAGACAGAUCUUUCCAAACCUAGAGGAAUUGAUCUACAAGUUUGAAAAAGCAAAUCAAGGGCUGGUGGUUCAACUUUUAAGGCCAAUAAAGAGAACCUGUCCCUGCCUGAGAUGGAGAAGAUCGAAGAUAGAGCUGGAUGGCAUUUAUGAGAACAGUAACAGCGAUUAUGUGGAUGUCUUACCUUGA
This is a messenger RNA of Physeter macrocephalus (sperm whale), 528 nucleotides long. It is a transcript of the gene SH2D1B, whose product is annotated as SH2 domain containing 1B. Gene Ontology annotation, cellular component: cytosol. The coding region runs from base 112 to 528 and encodes 138 amino acids. The transcript has 4 exons. The record is from RefSeq and is a predicted model, not a curated record. Gene Ontology annotation, biological process: positive regulation of B cell differentiation; negative regulation of bone resorption; negative regulation of neutrophil differentiation. Lineage: Eukaryota; Metazoa; Chordata; Mammalia; Artiodactyla; Physeteridae.